Messenger RNA from Daldinia decipiens, 1677 nucleotides. RefSeq lists its product as uncharacterized. The transcript has 2 exons. NCBI's taxonomy places the organism in Eukaryota, Fungi, Ascomycota, Sordariomycetes, Xylariales, Hypoxylaceae. The record is from RefSeq and is a predicted model, not a curated record. Gene Ontology annotation, biological process: SCF-dependent proteasomal ubiquitin-dependent protein catabolic process. The coding region runs from base 251 to 1498 and encodes 415 amino acids. Gene Ontology annotation, cellular component: SCF ubiquitin ligase complex.
GUGUAAAGAUGUAUCGUUUAAGCAUACAUAUUUUAUAAAUUUCUCAUGUUGAUUAACUACUUGUAAAUAAACUGUCUUUCAAACAAUACCUAGAAUAUCUACUUUUUUUUUCCAAGUCUAUCAUUAGUAGGGCUGAAUCAAACAUUUUGCUAAUUACCUCUUACAUGAAGUCACAAGUCAUAAAGCUAGGUAUCAAUUGCCCACGAUACCAAUUACACAAUUUCAAUUUCUAUAUCAACUUCUCGCCGUAAUGUCAGACGAAAAACCCUCCAUCUCCGCCCUUGCAAAGAUCGCAGAAAGCGAAUCCCAGAACUUACAAGCUCAUGCCGAUAAAGUUGUAUCUCUGGAGUUUUUUGCUGAUGAUGCUUCUCACCAUAAAUUAUUCAAGGACUUAAAAUUCCCCAACCUUGAAAAUCUCUGGCUAGAUGCCUCAGAUUACAAUGACGAUGCAUCUUUGAAACCGUAUCUUCAACCUAAGCUGAAGCGCUUUAUUUUCUACGGAGGACCCAUCUCAGAUUCCUUUCUAGACAAGCUACAGGCUUCUUGCCCUCUCCUAGAAGAACUACUCAUCGACAACCCGCGGGACCUCAUUUCCCCUAAGGGUUUCCUUCAGUUCCUUAAUGGCGCUAAAACUCUGAAGCGAAUAUCAGUUAUGUACGGUAUGAGCCGAGCCGUAACCGACUCCGUCAUUAUUGCUCUCGCUACGAAGCCCGGCCUUGAAAUUUUAGAGUUCCAGGAACUCAUCACUGCGGACCUCGCCUCGAGAAUCGUCACAGAACAAUCCCGGAACGACGUCGAGGAAAAGCUCCUUCCACAAUUUCGUGAAUUCAUCUGUGUUGCGGAGCCUGGCGGACUUACAAGCCUACUGCCGUAUCUAUCUAAGCUUACUCGCCUAGAAGCGAAUAUUGUAUAUGAAGGCUUUCCUCUGACCACGGUACAGGACCGCGUAGUCCACAACAUUGGCUCGCAAUGUAUUAACCUACAGACUUUGAAGUUGGAAUACAGAGCUAUAGAGGGUCAACAUAUUCAUAUCCCCUCAGAGGCUCUUGUCAAGCUAGCACAGGGGCUUAUCAAGUUAGAGGAGCUCGGCAUUUCUGGCAAUAAAGUCGAAGCUCCAGAAUUCGGAGAUUCUCAAUUUGCCAGUAUAAUACAAGUCCAGCCGCGCCUCAAGGUCCUACAUCUGAAAUUCACAUGCUACCUCACGGAAUCUUCAUUAGCAGAGGCUGCCAAGAACGGCGGGAUGCGGCUAGAGGAACUCGAACUCAACGGGACCUAUAAUCUCCUAAACCUAGCAGGUAGUGAUGUUUCGUUUCCCCAGUUGUUGUCGCUCGAGCUCGGGCAGCUAGCACCAUUACCUGUCACAGAUGAUGCGAUAGCCAGAGAGGCAGCUAACGUUGCUCGACUUCUAAAGAAGAUUGCGCCUAGAUUGGAGUAUUUUGACGUGAUGUCUGGGAACACCGUUAGUGAUAUGGUAUCUUACGAGCUGGAUGAAAUAUAACCGAAUUACUAUACUUAGUAGUAUGUGCUUUAUUCGUACGCGAGAUGUCGAAGUUCAAGCCACGGCCUCUAUAUAUCAUAUUAGAACCAAUCAAGAAAAAAAAAUACAUAUAUGGCGUUAGCAAAGAGUAUCGCACGCAAUAGCCUGACACGUGUACCUAUGUAGGAUAGGAGGAGAGA